Molecule: messenger RNA, 4896 nt
Organism: Corythoichthys intestinalis (scribbled pipefish)
Lineage: Eukaryota; Metazoa; Chordata; Actinopteri; Syngnathiformes; Syngnathidae
Gene: slc16a2
Product: solute carrier family 16 member 2
Exons: 7
Coding region: 544-2205 (553 amino acids)
Biological process (GO): transmembrane transport
Cellular component (GO): membrane
Molecular function (GO): monocarboxylic acid transmembrane transporter activity; thyroid hormone transmembrane transporter activity
Source: RefSeq, a predicted model, not a curated record
CCACCCACCACGACUGCCAGGAAAGGAGGGCGUGAGUUAGUUGUUGAAUGACAGCCCGACCGGCGUCGUUGUGUUGAUCGGUGUGUGGCCGAGACGAAGGAGCCUGUGGAAUAUACACACGUGAAUUAGACCCACUUUAUUAGAACAGUUUACCUUAACUCAGCCGUCGUUGCGUUGUCGUCGGGGACUAAAGUGGUGCCUAUAGGCCGAGACGAGGUGCUCUCAGGUUAGUGGUCCGGCCGGUUCUUUGGUGAGCGAGGAAGCCAGCAAAAGUAAACACGAUUCUCAAUCUGUUAGAACUCUUUCUCUUUUAAAAUAACAGCGCCAACAAUCAAAUCAGUCUGUCAAAAUGGCACAUAUUGGGCUCGCGGCUUUUAUUAUUGACGCCCAGACUGUGAGCAACGCAUAGGGAGCUUGUCGGCCACUAUGUUUUGAAGGGGAGCCAAUCAAAUCUGCUAUUCAAAUCCACGCUUAUGUGAGUGACCUAUAUCUCAUGUAUGUGCGCCAAGAGCCCGCAGUUACCUCAGCGCUAGACCAGACAGCAUGGGGACGAACGGGGUAGACAAGCAGGCGCAGCCGUCUAGCGGCGUGUCCGGGACGGAGCAGUCCGCCGCGGGUUCCCCGGACGAGCAGGGCGAUGCUGCCAAAGAUACAGGGCGGGAGAAGGAUGACUUUUCACCGGAGAGUGAGCAUAAACUGCCCCAGGAGGACAGCACAGUACAAUUGAUCGAGACUGGAUGCAAGCUGAUUCCACCCCCGGCUCUUGAACCUGAUACGACGGAGCGGAACGGCGGAGGAUUCGUUCCGCCUGAAGGUGGUUUUGGCUGGCUGGUGGUUUUGGCAGCCACCUGGUGCAAUGGGUCCAUCUUCGGGAUUCAGAACUCUUUUGGCAUCCUGCAUAUGAUGCUGGUGAGGGAGCAUGCAGACCCCGAGGACAAGACCUCCCAGUUCAAAGUGGCCUGGGUCGGUGCUCUUGCCAUGGGGAUGAUUUUCUUCUGUUCACCGGUGGUCAGCAUGUUCACGGACCACUUUGGCUGUCGUAAAACUGCCGUCAGCGGGGCGCUCCUGGCAUUCAUCGGAUUGCUGAGUACAUCUUUUGCAAACUCCUUGAGCCUCCGCUAUUUUACAUAUGGUAUACUGUUUGGCUGUGGAUCCUCCUUCGCGUUCCAACCGUCUUUGGUUAUCCUUGGCCACUACUUUCGCCAACGCCUGGGCCUUGCCAAUGGCGUGGUGACAGCAGGUGCUAGCCUCUUCUCCAUGGGUCUCCCGGUUUUGCUGAACAAAGUAGUGGAGCCACAUAGACUUAGCAGAACCUUCCAGAUCCUCAGCGUCUUCAUGCUGGUGCAAGCCUUCCUGGCGCUAACAUUCAAGCCAUUGCUUCCUGCUGGACCUCGCAUGGGACCAACAGGCACCGCUGAGUCGCAAUCCCAGGCAGGGGUGACUCCUCAGAAUGGGAGUUGGUGGAAUAAGGCAUUGGUGGGGGUCAGAAAAUACUUCAACCUGCGAGUAUUUCGCAUCCUCACUUACCGUGUGUGGGCAUUCGGAGUUGCUACAGCUGUACUGGGCUACUUUGUGCCUUAUGUUCAUCUGAUGAACUUUGUGGACGAGCAGUUCAAGGGGACCAAGAAAGAAUGGGUACUCCUUGUGUGUAUCGGAGCAUCAUCAGGGGUGGGGCGUCUCACUUUCGGCAAAGUUGGGGACCUCAUUCCGGGCCUGAAGAAGAUCUACAUGCAGGUGGUAUCUUUUAUAGCCCUGGGCCUCAUGUCCAUAUUGAUCCCUCAGUGUUCUCUCUUUGAGGAGCUUGUGGUCGUUUGUGUAUUUCUGGGACUGUGUGACGGAUGUUUCCUGACAAUGAUGGCUCCCAUAGCAUUUGAGCUGGUUGGGCCUAUGCAGGCGUCACAGGCCAUAGGAUAUCUCCUCGGCCUCAUGUCUCUUCCAAUGACUGCUGGUCCACCCAUUGCUGGUCUGCUUCACGACUACUUUGGGAAUUAUACGGUAGCCUUCUCUGCAGCUGGUGUUUCCCCCAUUAUUGGAGGCGUGGUGCUGUUCUGUGUACCCCUGAUACAGUGGCGAUUGGAGCGUGGCCAGACAGCAGCACCAGAAGAGACGACCACUCAAAUGUUGCCCAAUGCUCAACAGAUGCCAAAGAGCUGCUCCAAUGGAGACUCUCUGCCUGGCUACUCUGAUGCGGAGACACAUAUUUGAUGUUUGAUUGCCCUUCCCAAGAAUGCACUAGGGAGACUGUCCUUUUGCCUGACCUUUGAUUUUGCCUCCGUCUUGACCUUGCUAAGGGAAACUGAGUGUGAUCAGUUUUGAAGCUGGAGUGAGAAAAGGGUGACUGCUAUACAAGUAAAGGAUGUGAAACAAAACAUUGCCUGAGAGGGCAGCAAAAUAUUAACAUGACAAACAAACAAUGGUAAUUUAUAAUUAUUUUUCGCAUCUUAAAAGCCCAGCUUUGCUUGAUAAGUCCAAAUAGAAUAUCUUUUAAAGAUAUGAAUGAGGGUCAUAAAUGGACAAUAAACAGUUUACUUUGUCACUUUAAACAAAAAUAUGUUACGAUGUACUUAAGUGACUGUGAUUUUUCCCAUUACCCUAUAAGUGGAGGAAGCGUGCGGUUUGUUAUAUUAACUUCAGCUUCUCAUGGCAUUAAGUUGAAGUAGAUCAUGGAGAGGAAACAAUCUUUUUUUUUUUUUUGUAAGAAUGAUGGAAUGACAAGCUGUUCAAUCAACAUCAGCCAUGAGAGCAAAAUGUCAUGUUUGAAAUUUGUAAUGAUAACAAGCAGUUAAUUCAUUAUCUUAGUGAAAAACUUGAAAAGUUUUGACAAGUGCUUUAUCAACCUGUGCUGAUUAUUACAGCUAUUACUUUCAGUUUAUAUUAUUCUCAAUUUUUCCACUGGGAUAACUCUCAGGAAAAAAAACGUAUAUGUUGCUAAGAGGGAAAAAAAAACAAUCAGCCUCAUCUAAACUUAUAACGUAUUUACAGCAUUAACUACUUUACCAGCCAACUACACAGAAGACCGAAGUGCAACUAAGAAAGUGUUUUAUACAUAAACACAAGAAAAUGUUAUUCAUGUUUCAUUUAAUCAUGCGUGCUUGAUAGAACACAAAACUAGGUCAAUCAAAUAUGGUGCAGUGCUUUAAAUUUGCACCGUCCACAUGCCUCAGAUGUUUUAGUUUCAAAAUUUCGCGAUUUUGAGACGUAGAUCUCUAAAUGCUACCACAUAAUCAUUGACUUUCCUGGAUGAUUCCUACAUUUUUUCUCUUAGUCUGACACUGUACAUUAUAUUAAGGUAGAGUCAUCUUAAUGACUUGGAAUGGAAUUUUUCCACUUUUAAAAAGGCAUUUUAGAGCUUUUCCCUUGUAGGGAGAAUUUAUUCUUUCUACGCUUCUACCAUGCAUUUGCGUCAACAGUGAAUUUUAACUGGGUCAACGGACUCGAAGGAGCGAUUUAAUCUUCCUUCUUUUGUCUUAAUCACUAAUCCUCUCAUACCUGCAUUUAUCUUUUUGUACACAUUCGCUCUUUAGUUUCAGAUUAAUUUAAUCCCAAAGCGUAUUUUUCACGAUUACUAAACAGUAAACAUACACAAAUUGUGGACCUCAAAUAAGUCUGGUGUUAUGAAUUUGGGUUGUAGAUGAUUUGAGAUAGUUUUACAUGUAUUUUCUGACUAAAAAUCAAACCACAAGAUGGCACAAUCAGGUUAGUUAUAGCUAACCUCAUAAAGGUUUUACAUUGUCAAUCAAGUUUAAUUCAUGUUGAAGAAUUAGUUUCUCAUUAUUACACUAAUAUUCGUGAACUACAUGCUGUUAUAAGCAGGAGCGUGCUGAAGUGAUAUUUGUAUUCAUUCUCUAACAGGUGUUCUAAUGCUGCAUUCAGUGAAAGUAAGAAGUCUGUUUGUAUUGGCUGCGACCUUAAAGCUUUCAAGGCCAGUGUAAACAACAAAGAUGUUUUAUUGGCAUAAUAUUUUUGUAUUGUUCCUCAGAACACAUUGUGUCCUCUAGUUAUUCCCAAUAGAUAUUUAUUCAAUUCUAGUAAAGUAUAUUUUACAGAGCGAUACAAAUUUUAAAAAAACAAACAAAACAAAACAAAACAAAAAAAAAAAGGUCAUCCCCAAAAGUCGAAUAACUUCCUUAAUUUAGAUCGACAAAAAACAUUAUCUACUUUAGGUCAAGUGUAUGUAGCAGACAAGGCAUGUGCCGGUAUGAUAUUCUAACGGUAUGAUAACCUUAAGGCAAAAUAUCAUGGUUUCACCAUAUCACGGUAUUGCAAUUACAGCUCUAGAAUGCGUUACUUUGAGAUAUCUGGGUUUAAAAAAACAAAAAAACUUUAUUCCAUUAAAUUUUAUUUUUCAAAACAAAUUAGCAAAUUGGAACAUAUAUAUAUAUGUAUUCUAAAUAAGAUCACAAAUUAAUGCAAUCCUUUAGGGAAGCCUAACCCACAGCCACAGCUCAACAUUAAUGCAAUCAGAGCAAAAAUAAUUGAAUUACUUUCCAUAAACAGCACGUGUGUAUGACUCGUAUCAUGUUUACAUUAUGCACACUCUCUUUCUCAACACAGACAGUUGCCAGAGAGAAAAAAAACACGUUUUACCACCGCGAGACACACUAAACACGCUGGACUAAACUCACGUGGCUGGUGGGAAACGCUCAUGACAGCGAUUAGUAAUCUUUAAUUUUGUAUAAAUGCGAAAUCAUAUUGGAGGUAUUGCCUCCUCGGAACAUGUUUUACAUGUUGUUUGGUUCUUCUCCUCCAAGCUGCAGUUGUCUAACUUUUCUUUAGCCAAAUUAUUCCCAUACCAGCGAUUUUUUUUUUUUUUUUUGAUGGGGCAAAAAGUUCAGUUUCACCUCCUCUACCCAUCGUGUAACACCGCUAACUCACUGACACUGAGUAACAACCGGU